Messenger RNA from Medioppia subpectinata, 1540 nucleotides. NCBI's taxonomy places the organism in Eukaryota, Metazoa, Arthropoda, Arachnida, Sarcoptiformes, Oppiidae. The record is from the annotation of a GenBank genome assembly.
AUGUAUAGAAUAAUACAUGUGAACGAUGCAAGGCAUUUAAGCCGUAAUUUUGGUUUCUUUGAUACUUUGGGUCUCAAAGGGCCGAAACCAGUGGUCAUCUUCGGUAAUCUAUUAGACCUGCUAUUCGUGUCAAAGCCUGACCUCGAAGUGCAGCGAACGAAACAAUUUGGCAAAAUCUAUGGAAUAUUUGAGGGCAGCAAACCUUUAGUACAGGUGGCGGAACCCGAUAUAAUAAAACAGAUCCUGGUGAAAGACUUUCGCGUGUUUAACACCAAACCGCGCAUCACGAAUGUUGGCCACCCGGUCAUCGAGAGUAUGCUCAUUACAACCCGGGGCGACACCUGGCGGAGGGCGCGCACAGCGGUAAGCCAUGGGUUCACAGUGGCGCGCAUGCGCAAACAGUACGUGCCUGUGCGCCACUGCGUGAGCGAACACCUAUUGCCUGUGUUGUACACUCACGCCGACUCACGCACGCCGUGUGAUCUGAAACGGGUUUACAGUUGCUUCGCGUUGUCGUGCAUAACGCGGUGCGCGUUCGGCGUCCCAACCGAUCCCUACAACGAACCCCAACACCCGUUUGUGGCCAACGCGUGGCCAGUGUUUCGGCUCCCGGUGUGGAAACUAUUUGCCCUACAAGUGCUGCCGCCCUAUGCGUUGCGCUUAUUGAAUAUCAGCUCGUUUUUUGACGAGACGCGUAUCGCAAAUAUCGCGCGUACUAUACGUCAGAUAAUACGCGCGAAAGCGAGUGCCGGCGAUAAUGGCGACGAUUUUAUUAGCGCUGUUAUAAACUCAAAGCCCGAUGUUUAUGAUGAUCAAGAUGUGGACAGUCUAGUGAUGGCGGCCAAGACUGACGGCCAAAACGUGGUGAAAGCGCCGUUGACAGAGGACGAGAUGGUCGCCCAGGGGUUCAAUAUAUUCACCGCUGGGUUCGACCAAAUGGCAAAUCUAUUAGCGUUCGUGUCUUACGAAUUGGCGCUCAAACCGGAAGCGCAGGACAGGCUGUACGCGGAGAUUGUGGCCGCCGGCGCCCACACUAACGGUGAGAUUAGUUACGACGAGUUGCGCCGAUUGCCAUACAUGGAUGCCGUGGUAAACGAGACACUCAGACUGCACGCCACGCCCGUGAAGCUCAGGCGCAUACCGGGCCAUGACUUCCCGUUGGCCGGCACCGGGAUUGUUGUGCCGCGGGGUCAGCCCCUAGAGAUACCGAUCUACGCUAACCAUCACUCGGACGAGUACUUUCCCGACGCCGAGCGUUUCAUUCCCGAAAGGUUUUUGCCCGAAAAUCGUCACAAUAUAAAGCCGUAUACUUUCCUGCCGUUCAGUACCGGUCCCCGGGUUUGUGUGGGAAAGCCGUUCGUGUUGUUGGAGACUAAGCUGGCGUUGUUUCACGUGUUGCGUCGCUUCCGGUUCGCCGUCCAUAAGGACACAAAAGUGCCGCCAAUUGUCAAAACGCAUCCAAUGAUCAAAUCACUAGAAUCGCUGUAUAUCUCGGUUGUGGCCCGAGAUUAAUACAAAUGAUUUUUUCCAUGCUUGUUUU